Necator americanus (New World hookworm) is the source of this 297-nucleotide messenger RNA. RefSeq lists its product as uncharacterized. Bases 1 to 297 code for a protein of 98 amino acids. The transcript has 4 exons. NCBI's taxonomy places the organism in Eukaryota, Metazoa, Nematoda, Chromadorea, Rhabditida, Ancylostomatidae. The record is from RefSeq and is a predicted model, not a curated record.
AUGAAUAGACUGAACAGCGAAUUAGAGCUAAUUUCUGAUUCAGAUACGUUCAAUGAUGACGUGGUUGACACGGCGUCGGCACAACAUCAUACCAGAUCUUCAAGUCAAUCGAGAGGAAGCAGGAGAAGCUCAUCAUCGUUCAGAAGUUCUAAAAGUUCCACAAGAAGAUCCAGUUACAGUCGUGAAUCCGAAGCAAUAGGCAAACAGCAGAGUGUUGAGAAGAAGAAAAACCUGAAAAAUCUCGGAAGAUUUGCUGCAAUUCAGAAAACUAAGAAGUUAAAGAAAAUUCGGAAAUGA